UUCGGCACAUUUGUGACAUAUUUAUCACACAAACUGAAGCAUCAGGAAUGGAACUAUGACAUAAAUCUGGUGACAUGGUCCGCUGGCUUGUUUUAUGGUUACGUCACCAUUGUUCCUCUUGGUUUGUAUUUAAUCCUUAAGUACUUCUCUGUACCAUCUGGCCUUGUCCAACUACUCUGCCUCUAUGGAUAUUCCCUAUUUGUCUUUAUUCCGGCUCUGUGUAUGUCUGUUGUGCCAUGGGAGAUAUUCAGAUGGUUGAUAGCUGGGGUGGCUGGAUUCAUGUCAGCAACUUUUGUGGCACUUAACCUCAGAGCACAUAUUUUGUCAGCAGGUGAAAGAUGGCUUUUGAUUGUUGCUGGCAUUUUUCUAUUACAGCUGGCUCUAGCUGUUGCACUAAAGGUCUACCUCUUCACAGUAACAGUAUGAGACGAAAGUAGUACUAAUACUAUCAUCAUACGGGAUCAAUGAAGUGUAGAUAACGAACAGAGAGCUUUUUGUUGGUUUAAAUUUUCAGUAAUAUAAUUUGUAGCUGAAAUGAGACUAUCAGAUUAAACCGUCAUUAGUUUUUUCAACGCAAUAUAGAGGCAAAUAAAAAUAGUUUGUAUGUUUGAUAACUACAAGCAAAUGUUUCUGUCAUUUGUUAUGUUACAUCUAACAUGUCCCUCAUGCAACAAUCCUUCCUUCCUUUACACUUGAAAUGUGGAUAGAAGCUCACCAAUCUUGUUAAAAUACAUGAGAAUAUUUGUAUAUCAGAGUAGUAGCAACGUAUUCUAUAAUAUAGGGAAACAAACCUU
This is a messenger RNA of Cajanus cajan (pigeon pea), 794 nucleotides long. Lineage: Eukaryota; Viridiplantae; Streptophyta; Magnoliopsida; Fabales; Fabaceae. The record is from RefSeq and is a predicted model, not a curated record.